Musa acuminata AAA Group (dessert banana) is the source of this 768-nucleotide messenger RNA. RefSeq lists its product as uncharacterized. The record is from RefSeq and is a predicted model, not a curated record. Lineage: Eukaryota; Viridiplantae; Streptophyta; Magnoliopsida; Zingiberales; Musaceae. The transcript has a single exon. The coding region runs from base 257 to 682 and encodes 141 amino acids.
GUUCUGCCAUUCUCUGCUGCUACGCAUGCGCGUAUGCAUGCUCCCCUAUGUUUGAUCUCGAAAACCAUCAUCGGUAUCUAUCGGUUAGCGAAUGGGCCACCUACUUCAAGAUCUGUGCAUGCAAGUCUUUCUUUUGAUUUCCUUACGUAAAGAAAGUCUCCGUACUGCUUCAUCAUUCCUAUUCUUCUUAUUGACGUAACAGCUGACACAACGGAAGGAUGAAGCGCUUCUAAGGGUCUCAUCGGACGUGUCGAUCAUGAACACCAACAAGAUCGUGGAGGAGCUGAAGGAGCAGGCGAACGGUAGCGACGUGCAGAGCGUGGAGUGCGAGUGCUGCGGGAUCUCCGAGGACUGCACUCCGAGGUACAUCAAACGGAUCAAGGAGUUCUUCCACGGCAUAUGGAUCUGCGGGCUGUGCUCGGAGGCGGUCAAGGAGCAGAUGAAGCGGACGCCGGCGGUCACAAAGGAACAAGCCCUGGAGACGCACAUGUCCCUCUGCAAGAAGUUCAACCGGACCACCCGGCUCAACCCCAAGCUCUCCCUGGCCGUCUCCAUGAGGGAUAUAGCGAGGAAGAGCUCCGAGCGCAGGACCAUCACGGACGUGCCGGGGUCCAAGAUCGUGAGGGCGAUGAGCUGCGGUCCCAGAUUGGAUGUCAACAUCAAGCAGUCGCAGGUCCAGUGAUCGAUAUUUCCACGUCUCAUCUGCUUCCCUUACGUUGAGAGAUCGGUGAUGCGUUUCAUUGCGUGGGGGAGGUGGCUGAGUACUGU